GGCGAAGAGCCUUUCCCCAUUCACCAAACGACUGACCUUUGCAUGGGCGGUUCUUCGUUGUUUGGCGGCCUAUCCGCACCACUACCAUUACAGGUGGGCAUCCUCAACACAUACACAGGACACCAUCUGGCCACCAAACCUGCCGCUGCUAUGUCUCGCAAUGGUUGGCUCUUCCUGCCUAUGUGUGUGUCGCUUUCAAGAGUUAUGGAGGUUCUGGCGCACCCGUAUCUGGAGCCGCUCCUGCUGCUGCUGGUGGUGCUGCUGCUCCCUAUCAACCCCCCACAGUACGCACACACAUUGCCCCAUACACGGUUGUGUUGACGGUCAUCCAUGUGUCUGUGUCUGGUGGCUGCACGGACCUGUGGUUGCUUGGUUGUGUGUCGAUGUGCUGCAGGAGCAGACAGGAGUGUUCCAGCGGGCCGACACUGACAUGCAGGUGUGGUACUGCACAGCACUCGGCACACGAAAACGAUCCAGGCAGACCCAUGUCAUUGGCCGUGUUCUUGUUUGCUGUCUUGGUGUGUGCGCAUAUUCGAGGAAGUAGUAGUUCAGGCGAUGCCUCCCGCAAACCUCCGCCCUACCCGCCCCAGGUGAACAUCAUCACAUACGCUCUCCUCUCCCCCCUCCCCACCUCAUCUCCAUUCAAUGGCGGACAAACCUCAUUCACGUCGUUCUGGUGCGAUGGAUGUCUGCAGGGACAGGCGGGCGGUGGGGCUUCGGGCGGUUCUUCGUUGUUUGGCGGCCUAUCCGCACCACUACCACAACAGGUGGGCAUCCUCACACACAUACACAGGACACCAUCUGGCCACCAAACCUGCCGCUGCUAUGUCUCGCAAUGGUUGGCUCUUCCUGCCUAUGUGGGUGUCGCUUUCAAGAGUUAUGGAGGUUCUGGCGCACCCGCAUCUGGAGCCGCUCCUGCUGCUGCUGGUGGUGCUGCUGCUCCCUAUCUACCCCCCCAAGUACGCGCACACAUUGACCCAUACACGGCUGUGUGUGACGGUCAUCCAUGUGUCUGUGUCUGGUGGCUGCACGGACCUGUGGUUGCUUGGUUGUGUGUCGAUGUGCUGCAGGAGCAGACGGGAGUGUUCCAGGGGGCCGACACUGACAUGCAGGUGUGGUACUGCACAGCACUCGGCACACGAAAACGAUCCAGGCAGACCCAUGUCAUUGGCCGUGUUCUUGUUGGCUGUCUUGGUGUGAGCAAUUGGCCAUACCCACGUAGGCGAUUAGUUUAGAACCCCUUUUUUCCUUCCUGACGGUGUAGGCGCACACACAGGCGGAUGCCAUCCUAGACACUUUGCGUCAGCAGGUAAGGGAAGGGAAAGCUGUCUCGUGCAUGAUGUGUUUGCUGUCCGGCGUCCCAGUUGUUGCAGAGGGGAGAUACCCUACCGUUGGCGGCUUGUGAGAUCAACCUCGCAGCAGGCUCUCGUCUCCCCGCCGCUGCACAACAGGAUACGGGGGAAGACAUUUUGCGUCAGGUGGUGACGAAAACUACCCACUGUUUUACCCUCAUAUGUUUGCCUACCGUGUGUUACCACUAGGGCUUGUCUGAGGUGCCCAGCGGAAGCAGGCACAGUGGUGAAGUAGAUUGCGUUGAAGAGGUGGCGUCAGCACCUGCGCCAGACAGAUCUCCUCAGGUACGUACAGAAGAAGGUUUGCUGCCAUGCAAAUGCGUAUGCUUGCGCAACCUAUUCACCAGGGGCCGCCCGAUGUUGCCAUGGCGCCGGCUUCAGCGUCCUACGGUACCCCCAUGGAAGCUGACGAGGGCGGCGGUACCGUCGUGAAGGAGGUGAUGAAAAGAAGCUCACUAAGUUUAUCACGGUGGUAUCACUAGGUGCUCUCUUCAUGCACGCGCUGAAAACAGGCUACGACCGAUGCACCCGGGGCGAGGGACGACGGAGCAACCACCGGAGGGGUACAUCGCAAGCAAUCAUGCACGCACACUCAUGUCUCCUAAAUGUGUCGUUUCUUAAGGCUGUGGCGUCGCAUCAGGCUGACUGUCGCACGCACAAGGACGCAGAGAAGGCCAUGCAGAUCGUCCGCAUUGGCGACAAGACAUGCGGCGUGCUCUUGGCCAUCCAUCCGUGCGGGCGGGUUGCUGAUUUCGCCCUCCUCACUCGUCCAGAAAGCCCCACCCAGGUGUCCAUGAUGGUCGCCCGUUUUCGCAAGAGGCUGCUGGACCGCGGCAUUGCGGAUCGGAUGACCAUCAUCUAUGACGACGCCUGCCACCUGGACGAGUGGGUGCAGCGACGGGCACGCGAUGGCGAGGCCACGGAGACGGUGAUGGCCUUGGCCAAGGACCUCUUCGUCAUCGACCGUAUGCACCUCGUCGGGCACCGCCGGGAGAAGUGCAAGACCUACCACAACAUGGACAACUACCCGCACCUGGAGGGUGUCAACUCAGAGGUGCACACACAAGGCAGACUUUGCAUGCAGCCCAUUACAGUGUAUCGCGGUCUUCAGGUGUGCGAGCAGUUUCACCCAUGGUUCAAUGGCUAUGCGCCGCAGAUGAGGUACAGCUCGGUGUCCUACUUCAGGUUUUUCAUGUAUCAUGCCCUGCGCCAUCGGAACUGGAUGAAAGACAUGGGCUACUGGUGAACCAGAGCCGCAUGUUUGUCUCGCGUGAUUGAGAUUGGUGGGCAAGAAUGUCUCCCCUCAGACUUAUCAAUGGAUAUGUGGGCGGCCGAGUGCAUGAGUAGGUGGGUGGUUGAUUGAGUUGGGUGCAGACGGUCUGCCUGCACGCUUGCAUUCAAGUGGUGAGUGAGACAUUCUUCCUGCUUUGCCAUUCAAUUCGGCCCAGGUGUCGCUGAUUGCACAUGCACACUACAACAACCUAUUCGAGGUGGGAUAGAAUGCGCAAGGGAUG
This is a messenger RNA of Vitrella brassicaformis, 2866 nucleotides long. The record is from the annotation of a GenBank genome assembly. NCBI's taxonomy places the organism in Eukaryota, Vitrellaceae.